CCCUGUGCCAGGCAAGGUGCCAGGUAUAGGGCUGGAAAGGCCAGGGAGACACAGUCUAGUGGGAGACAAAGAAGAGUAGAUAGGAUAUUUCUGCAAGAUACAGUGGGAAUGUCCAGCAGGGCUGGCUGAGUGGAAAGGCUUUGGAGAAGAACCUCUGAGAUGGACUUUGAAGGUUGAGAAGUUUUCCAGUGGGGAAGAGGAAAGCAAAGACGUCUUCAGGUGGCUGCCCCGUGUGUUCCUCCGUCCAGCCAUGAACUGGUGCCCAUCACCAUGGAGAGUGCCCCGAAGAAUGUGGGGGACACGGUGAGUGAUGUCCCCGGGGCUGGGGACAGCCUGGACAGGUGCGAGGAGGCCGGGAGCCGAGGGCGUCUUGGGGGAAGAGUGAACCAGGGAGAAGUAGCCCCCCGGAGUGGAAGCUCUCGGAAGAGCCUGGAGGAAGACGGCAUCACCAAAGUCACCCCAAGUCUCCAGCCACAGCCGCAGCCCACCAGAAACAUGAGCGGAAGCAGGACGGUGGAGGACAGCUGUGAGCUGGACCUGGUGUACGUCACGGAGAGGAUCAUUGCCGUGUCCUUCCCCAGCACGGCCAACGAGGACAACUUCCGCAGCAACCUCCGCCAGGUGGCCCACAUGCUCAAGUCCAAGCAUGGAGGCAGCUACCUGCUGUUUAACCUCUCUGAACGGAGACCUGACAUCACGAAGCUUCACACCAAGGUCCUGGAAUUCGGCUGGCCUGACCUACACACUCCGGCGCUGGAGAAGAUCUGCAGCGUCUGCAAGGCCAUGGACACGUGGCUCAACGCUGACCCCCAUAACGUUGUUGUCCUACACAACAAGGGAAACCGAGGCAGGAUCGGUGUGGUCAUUGCGGCUUACAUGCAUUACAGCAACAUCUCUGCCAGUGCGGACCAGGCUCUCGAUCGAUUUGCCAUGAAGCGGUUCUACGAAGAUAAGAUUGUGCCCAUCGGCCAGCCAUCACAGAGAAGGUAUGUGCAUUACUUCAGCGGCCUGCUCUCCGGCUCCAUCAAAAUGAACAACAAGCCCCUGUUUCUGCACCAUGUGAUCAUGCACGGCAUCCCUAACUUUGAGUCUAAAGGAGGGUGUCGGCCGUUUCUCCGCAUCUACCAAGCCAUGCAACCUGUUUACACCUCUGGCAUCUACAACAUCCCAGGGGACAGCCAGACCAGCAUCUGCAUCACUAUCGAGCCAGGCCUGCUCCUGAAGGGAGACAUCUUGCUGAAGUGCUACCACAAGAAGUUCCGCAGCCCAGCCCGGGACGUCAUCUUCCGUGUGCAGUUCCACACCUGUGCCAUUCAUGACUUGGGAGUUGUGUUUGGGAAGGAGGACCUUGAUGAUGCCUUCAAAGAUGAUCGAUUUCCAGAAUAUGGCAAAGUGGAGUUUGUGUUUUCUUAUGGGCCAGAGAAAAUUCAAGGCAUGGAGCACCUGGAGAACGGGCCAAGCGUGUCUGUGGACUACAAUACCUCCGACCCCCUCAUCCGCUGGGAUUCCUACGACAACUUCAGUGGGCACCGUGAGGAUGGCAUGGAGGAAGUGGUGGGACACACCCAGGGGCCACUGGAUGGGAGCCUGUAUGCCAAGGUGAAGAAGAAGGAUUCCCUCAACGGCAGCACCGGGGUAGUGGCUGUUACUUGCCCUGCCCUGUCGGCCACACCCAAUCACGUGGAGCACACCCUGUCCGUGAGCAGCGAUUCAGGCAACUCUACAGCUUCCACCAAGACAGACAAGACCGAUGAGCCUGGCCCGGGGGCUGCUGGGGCCCCCACUUCCCUGAGUCCCCAGGAGAAGCAGGAGCUGGACCGCCUGCUCAGUGGCUUUGGCUUAGAGCGAGAGAAACAAGGUGCCAUGUACCACUCACAGCCCCUCAGGUCCCGCCCACUUGGGGGCUCGGCUGUGCCUUCCUCUGGCCGCCAUGUUGUGCCAGCCCAGGUUCAUGUCAACGGUGGGACCUUGGCAUCCGAGCGAGAGACAGACAUCCUGGAUGAUGAGCUGCCCAACCAGGAUGGGCACAGCGGAGGCAGUAUGGGAACUCUGUCUUCCCUGGACGGGGUCACCAACAUCAGUGAGGGAGGUUACCCUGAGUCUCUGUCCCCACUCACCAAUGGUCUGGACAAGCCAUACCCCAGGGAACCUCUGGUCAAUGGCGGGGGCUACCCCUAUGAGUCAGCCAGCCGGGCAGCAACUGCCCAUGCCAGCCAUGUGGCCCCCAUGAAGCCCUCCUACUCCACGCAGGAGGGUUUAGCUGGCUACCAGCGUGAGGGGCUCCACCCAGCCUGGCCACAGCCAGUGACCACCUCCCACUAUGGCCAGGACCCCAGUGGCAUGUUCCGUUCUCAGUCCUUUCCGGAUGUGGAGCCCCAGCUGCCCCCCGCUCCAGCCCGUGGUGGCAGCAGUCGGGAGGCUGUACAGAGGGGCUUGAAUUCAUGGCAGCAGCAGCAGCAGCAGCCUCGCCCACCUCCUCGCCAGCUGGAGAGUCUUCCAAGCAACAGACCCAGCCCCCAGCCACUGGCAGAAACCCCCACCCCUGCUCUCCCCGAGUUCCCCAGGGCGGCCUCCCAGCAGGAGAUCGAGCAGUCCAUUGAGACCCUCAAUUUGCUGAUGCUGGACCUGGAGCCCACCACCGCUGCUGCCCCCCUGCACAAGUCACAGAGCGUCCCUGGGGCCUGGCCAGGGGCUUCCCCACUCUCCUCUCAGCCCCUCUCAGGGUCUUCCCGCCAGUCCCAUCCACUCACCCAGUCCAGAUCUGGCUACAUUCCCAGUGGGCAUGCUACCGGAACCCCCGAGCCUGUGGCUCCUAGCAGGUCUUAUACACCUUAUGAGUAUCAGUCUUGUCCAGCUGGGGCCAACCAGAGUUUCCGUCCAAAGAGCCCAGCUGCCUCCUCCUCGCCCACCUUCACCCACAGCCCUGCAGGGCCUCAGCAGCCCCCGGCCUCUCUCCCUGGCCUCACAGCUCAGCCUCAGCUCCCACCAAAGGAAGCAACUUCAGACCGCUCCCGAACCCCUGAGGAAGAGCCACUGAACCUGGAAGGGCUGGUGGCCCACCGGGUGGCAGGGGUGCAGGCUCGGGAGAGGCAGCCUGCAGAGCCCCCGGCCCCGCUCAGGAGGCGGGCAGCCAGCGAUGGACAGUAUGAGAACCACUCUCCCGAAGCGACAUCCCCCCGCAGCCCUGGGGUCCGCUCUCCUGUCCAGUGCGUCUCCCCCGAGCUGGCUCUCACCAUCGCCCUCAAUCCCGGAGGGCGGCCCAAAGAGCCCCAUCUACACAGCUACAAGGAGGCCUUCGAGGAGAUGGAGGGAGCCUCCCCAACCAGCCCACCACCCAGUGGGGUACGCUCCCCUCCUGGCCUGGCUAAGACACCCCUGUCUGCUCUGGGCCUGAAGCCCCACAACCCAGCUGACAUCCUGUUGCACCCCACAGGCGAGCCCCGGAGCUAUGUGGAGUCAGUGGCGCGGACAGCAGUGGCUGGGCCUCGAGCUCAGGAUGCUGAUCCCAAGAACUUUAGCGCCCCAGCUGCCCAGGCCUACAGCCAUGAGAUGCCCCUGAGGAACGGGACCCUGGGUGGCUCUUUUGUCUCCCCCAGCCCUCUCUCCACCAGCAGCCCCAUCCUCAGCGCUGAUAGCACUUCGGUGGGAAGUUUCCCAUCUGGGGAGAGCAGCGAGCAGGGCCCCCGGACUCCCACCCAGCCCUUGUUGGAUUCCGGCUUCCGCUCUGGCAGCCUGGGGCAGCCCAGCCCUGUGGUACAGAGAAGCUACCAGAGCUCCUCUCCUCUUCCGGGCAUGGGCAGCAGCUACAGCAGCCCUGACUACUCCCUUCAGCAGUUCAACUCCUCUCCAGAAAGCCAGGCCCGGGCUCAGUUCAGCGUGGCCGGUGUGCACCCAGGAUCCGGGAGCCCUCAGACCCGCCACAGGACGGUGGGCACCAACACUCCCCCAAGCCCUGGCUUCGGCAGGCGGGCCAUCAACCCUAGCAUGGCUGCCCCUGGCAGCCCUGGCCUGAGCCACCGCCAAGUGAUGGGGCCAGUGGGCUCUGGUUUCCAUGGUAACGUGGUUUCCAGUCACCCAAGCAGUACAGCAACCACUCCCGGGAGCCCCAGUCUGGGCCGGCACCCUGGCACACACCAGGGUCUCCAUAGCAACACACUAGCUAGCCCUGGGAGCCCCAGCCUGGGCCGGCACCUGGGAGGGUCUGGAUCUGCAGUUUCCAGCAGCCCCAGCUUGGACCGGCACACGGCCCAUGGCGGCUACUCCACCCCAGAGGACCGGAGACCCACGCUGUCCCGGCAAAGCAGUGCCUCAGGCUACCAGGCUCCUUCGACGCCCUCCUUCCCCGUCUCCCCGGCCUACUACCCGGGCCUGAGCAGCCCAGCCACGUCACCCUCACCGGAUUCCGCUGCCUUCCGGCAAGGGAGCCCAACACCGGCCUUACCAGAGAAGCGGAGGAUGUCCAUGGGAGACCGGGCGGGCAGCCUGCCCAACUACGCCACCGUCAACGGCAAGGUGUCCUCCUCGCCUGUCACCAGCGGCAUGUCCAGUCCCAGUGCGGGCAGCACCGUCUCCUUCUCCCACACCCUGCCUGACUUCUCCAAAUACUCCAUGCCAGAUAACAGCCCUGAGACUCGGGCUAAAGUGAAGUUUGUCCAGGACACUUCCAAGUAUUGGUACAAGCCUGAGAUCUCCAGGGAGCAGGCCAUUGCACUCCUUAAGGAUCAGGAGCCAGGGGCCUUCAUCAUCCGCGACAGCCACUCCUUCCGAGGGGCCUAUGGGCUGGCCAUGAAGGUGUCCUCACCCCCUCCUACCAUCAUGCAGCAGAAUAAAAAAGGAGACAUGACCCAUGAGCUGGUGCGGCACUUCCUGAUCGAGACGGGCCCCAGAGGAGUCAAGCUCAAGGGCUGUCCCAAUGAGCCCAACUUUGGAUCCCUGUCGGCCCUGGUCUACCAGCACUCCAUCAUCCCACUGGCUCUGCCCUGCAAGCUGGUCAUCCCAAACCGAGACCCCACAGAUGAAUCGAAAGAUAGCUCCGGCCCUGCUAACUCAACCGCUGACCUGCUGAAGCAAGGAGCAGCCUGCAAUGUGCUCUUCAUCAACUCUGUGGACAUGGAGUCACUCACUGGGCCCCAGGCCAUCUCCAAAGCCACAUCUGAGACAUUGGCUGCUGACCCCACGCCAACUGCCACCAUCGUUCACUUCAAGGUCUCUGCCCAGGGAAUCACACUGACUGACAACCAGAGAAAGCUCUUCUUCCGACGACACUAUCCUCUCAACACUGUCACCUUCUGUGACCUGGAUCCACAAGAAAGAAAGUGGAUGAAGACAGAGGGAGGAGCCCCAGCUAAGCUGUUUGGCUUCGUGGCCCGGAAGCAGGGCAGCACCACCGACAACGCCUGCCACCUCUUCGCCGAGCUUGACUCCAACCAGCCUGCCUCCGCCAUUGUCAACUUCGUCUCCAAGGUCAUGCUGAACGCUGGCCAGAAGAGAUGAGCCUCUGGAGUCCUUGCCUAGCGCCAGACGGUUGGGGUGGGGCACGUGGGAGGGGACUCAGGAAUCCUAGCCACCUUGGAUCCAGAGGGAGGACUUGGGGGCCAAUUUUGAGGAGAGAAGAAAGUGUGUGGUUGGGGAGAGGGAAGUGAAUUGCAGAGGGGAAGGGGAGAGGGAGACAGAGAAAGAAUAUGAUGGAGAACUCAAGAUUCCCCUGGGUAGUUGGAAACUGCAAAAACCCUAUGCCCCUGCUGGCUCCCCCCAAGCCCCCUGCCCCCGCAAGAGAACAGAGUCCCUCAACAGAGGACCCACAGGCCUCCUUGGGAAUCCAUAUUUUAAGGGGUAAUGAAAAAGCUCAGGCUCCUCAACACACCUGCUUUGCAAGGAGAAAUCAAACUGAGAGUCCUUUUUCUGGCCACCUAUAGGGCAGGUUGCUAAAGCAGUCGGCCAACACGGACCAUCCGUGGUGGAACUUUUUCAAGUCUCUUAGACCAGAGCCACCCAGGUCUGCACUGUGUUCCCCUGUAUCGUUGUGGGGUGUGUAUAAUCUACCCUCACAGCCGCAGACACUGAUUUAUAUCUGCCUCUCUCUGCUAGAAUAUUCCAAACGGCUCUGCAUGCCUGGGUCCCAUGUGUCCACACCCAUGUGCAUUCUGUCCAAAGGGAGUGACAGGUGACAGAACGUGCAGCAUUGUGGGUAGCAGAGCUCCCUCCCUCCUCCCCCUCCCUCUGCUGGUCCCUGCCCCUCCCCUCUGGUAGUUACCCCUCCAGGAUCACCUCUGUCUCUACUGGGAGAGCUGGAGUUGGGUUUGAGGAAGUGGAUACUCAGAGAUUUGGGCAAGAGAUCUGUCAGGAAGGAUGGCUGCUAAACCCCUCCAUCUUCUCUGGGUACGUGGCUUGCAGCCAGUGGGGGCUAAGCUCUCUCUUCAGUGCCCAGGACUUUGCCUUACCCUCACCUCUCAGCCUCCUUUCUCUGCUAGGAGCCCCAACACCAGCCUUAGUUCAGACUUACUCAUUUGCAUGAUGCCUUUUGGGAGUUUGGGGACCAAGCCUUUCUGUCCUCCCCUUACAGGGUCCUCAUGUUGGGGUUCAUCCUGUUUCUCAAAGCCCCACUCAGUGAGAACGCAGGGAGAUCCCCCAAGUCCCCAGUCUCCACCCUGGGACACCCACCCAGGUACCUGGGGUGGCAUCAGAGGGCCCUGGAGGCUGCCGCCAGAGCACCAUGUGGCCUACCCGCAAUGCCAAAGCCUUGCUGAAUCUCCUUUUGCCUUGGUUUCCCCAUGCAAAGCCCUGUUGUCCACUGAGUGUGGGCAGAAGGUAUGCUUAGACCAAAGGGCCUAGGAUCCAUCUAGGCAGUUAGGAGCCCCCUGACCACCAUCUUGAGGACUCUUAGCCAGAGGGAACAUUCACUAGGAGUCCAUUCUUAAGCCUAUGGGGGAGGGGUCCUCCAGAGAGAGGCAUUGUAUUGAUAUAUAAAUAUAUAUAUAUAUAAUAUAUAUGUGAGACAUACUGACAGAAUCUGUAAGCUAAUAAACUAUAAGAAAAGGUGACAAAAAAAAGGAAAUAGGUAAAUUGACAAGAAGUAUUUAUUGUUUUCCCAUAUUACUUUAUUUGCCUCCCUGGCCAUAAACCAGUUUCAGUAGAAGUAGAGCCUUUAAUAGACACCUUACUCCCUGGAACAGCCAGGAACCUUCUCCUUGAUUUCCCUAGACUGUGUCUAGGGCUGUAGGGCUCAGUGGUGAAGAGGUACACGUGCCUAACCCUUUUGCCCCUCUCUGUUUUCUGGCAAUCCAGGGGCCCAGCUCUCUGGAUGAGUAGGGCACACACCCUGUGAUCGAAGACCAGAGUGAGUGAGUGGGAUGAGACCCAGAUGUGUGUGGCUUGGGGGGGUCGUGUCUAUCUUGUGUGUGUGUGUGUGUGUGUGUGUUUCUCCUCCAGGGAGCUAUGUCUGUGUGGGUAUACUAUUUCAGGGAGCUGGGGAGCAUCUCAGAUGGGGAGCAGUGGAAGACUCCUCAAAGGAUAAAACCUUGGGCUUAAUGGCCAACCUCCUCCUCAAGUGUCCUUCCUUCUGAGAUAAUUCAAACCAAUGCCUGAUGGCCCCUCUCUUCAUUUCCCCGCUGUACCCCAGAUUCCUUCUUCUGAGAUGGGAAAUAGGUCCUGUCCCCUUUCUUUGUAAAUAUUGUAUCCGAUGUUGCACAGCCCAGGGGCUCUUCCAGUCAGGGUGUCCUGUACGUGCUUGAAGCUGGGUGAGGUGUCAGGCCCUCUGGAUCUGAGUCUGGGGUCAGAUUUUACACUUGCUUCCACACCAGAGCCCACCAGCAGCCCCCUCCCCGGUGUGAUCAGCCCUGUACUUCAGGCCUUCACCCCUGGUGAGCUGUGGGAAUAAACCAGGGACAGUGCUGAUCACUUAUUCCCAGCAUGCCUCUGGGGGCCAUGGGAGCCUAAGAGCUUUAGCCUUUCCAGAAGAAUGGUGAGGGAAGGGACCACAGGCCCAUGGAAGCUCCACUUGGGGGACUACACUAUCGCCUGCGGCCCUUCUCCUCUCUCUGUCUCACAGGUGGGCCUGCGCAUGUGCACACACAUACGCACAGAUGCAUACGUGCACACACACAUGCACACACACCACUCCACACCUGCAGUCUAUUCUUGCCAAAGAUUUUCUUUAAAAGAAAGCACUUUUACUCGUCGUUAUUAUUUUGUAGAUGUUUCAGCAUCCCCUCCCUUGAUGUGUUUUGCUGUCCUUCCUUGUGGAGUCUGUGUGUCAGCAGGAAGAGUGUUGUCUGAGCAUGAGUGUGGGUCAGGGAUUGAACAGGGUCUGGAAGAAAUGGUGAGAAAGAGCAGGAGAAACAGCCAACUGGAGAGGCCGUGAGCAGGUGGCAGCAAGGCCAGGCUGUCUGUCCGUCAGGUCUCCGAAGAAAGCCUGGGAGCUUUGUCCUAGCUGCAACCUGGAGACAAGAGGUCAGGGAGGGACAGCUCUGAUUUGGUAAGGAUUGGGGCCCUGUGAGGUCCUUGUGGCUCUUUCCAGGGGAUCCAGAGGGAAGAACUGGGCCUGAGAGUAAUGGCGAGGUAACCUCAGAGGGAAAAUCGGGAGAGGAGCUCUUGGCUCCUUCUCCAGGGGUGGCCGAGACCCUCACCUGCUAGCUCAGCCCUGGGUGUGGGAAAGGCCUUUGCCCUCUCUUCACCCAACCUUCCCUGCACUUCUGAUGGCUGUGGACAUCGAUGGCCAGGAUUCCCGCCCGCUUCCCCUGGGUUUUGAGGGUGUGCGGAAACUAGCCAGAAGUGAUGGGGCGGGGGGAGGGGGCUGUGAUCUCUCUGUAAACAUUAACAGGAGAAGAGUAGCAAUUCUUCCACCUUGUUCUGUGGGCCUGAGCAGAGGUAGAACCAGCUCCCUGCACUGGCCAGUGGGGUACAGAGGGACCCCCAAAUGUGAUACAUGGCCCUCCAUCCUUACCUCCUGAGACUCCUUCCCCCUAAUUUUUUCCCCCCAGCUUUAGGUCUUGAGGGGAAGUUGGGUAGGGGAAGCAACCAUCCCCUCCCCCUCCCCCUAUGUUGGGGGUCCUUGAAAAACAUGGGGGAGGGCAGAGUACUAGAGCUGUGCUUUACCUAGCCCCAGGCUUGGGGAUCCUGAGACUUGGGUCAGUGGUAACCUGGGAUGUGCGUGCGCAUGUGUGUGCAAGUGUGACUGUGUGUGCGUGUAUUUUGCUUAUCUCUUUCGAGAACUUAGGGGUGGGGGCCGGACGUGGUAGAUGGUGGAAUGUCACAUUCAGUAGGACACAGCAGCAAGAGGGAUCCAGGUAGGAGGGUCUGGGGCUGUUGGUACAAGCCGGCUCUUCCUAGCGGUGAAGCUGUUUAGAGUGAUGUCUUCAGUUUGUCUUCCAGUCCACGUUCACCCCAGGCAAUGCUCUUCUGUGCGUCCACGUUUGGUUUGUGCAUGUGUGUGACCAGCACGUUGGGGUGCGCAUGCUGUGUUCCCCCACUUCCUUCCCUCCUCUCUGACUCAUUCAAAACAAAUGUAAGCGAUUCCUAAUGUCACAGUCCACCCUUGGAAAAGCAGUCCCUGUCUCCCCCCCCCUCCCGGCUGUGUAUUUAUAUAGAUGGAAAUGUACUUUAUAUUUUGUAUCGUGGUGACUAUAACCUCUGCCACCUUGUAUAAACCCUGCCGUGUGCGCCUCGUCCCAGACAUGAAUGUAUGUACACUAACGCUCUGCCCGCUCCUGUACAGCGCCUGGUCUCCUGCCACCUAUUGUACGGCCUUACAAAGAUAAAGCUAAAGACAAAUCCA
This is a messenger RNA of Dipodomys ordii (Ord's kangaroo rat), 9772 nucleotides long. It is a transcript of the gene Tns1, whose product is annotated as tensin 1. Gene Ontology annotation, biological process: fibroblast migration. The record is from RefSeq and is a predicted model, not a curated record. The transcript is spliced from 31 exons. Gene Ontology annotation, molecular function: protein binding. NCBI's taxonomy places the organism in Eukaryota, Metazoa, Chordata, Mammalia, Rodentia, Heteromyidae. Bases 271 to 5493 code for a protein of 1740 amino acids.